GAAACACCCCAAGCGAUCGCUUUUUUAUCUCCCCCAUUUUUCUGUUCGCCGGUUGCUUUUUCUUAUUCUUCUUUUUUUUUUUUGAAUUAGGGUUCCAUCAUCCUCUUCUUCUUCUUCCUCCAUCUCCAUCCAUCCGUCUUCUUCCUCCUCUCGGUCGCGGAAGGAACUCCCCGAAUCGCCACCGAUCCGCCGUUACUAGCCGUUACCCGCCCCUCCUUUCCCGCCAAUUUGGGCCCGGCCCCCCGGCCGUCGAUCGGCCAGAUUUCAAAUUCUAGCCGUUGGAUCGUCCCCCCGCCUCGUGGUUUUUCUUCUUUCCGGGAGCUCUUCGAGCGGGGAAGCCGGACGCGGAGGAGGAAUGUCGUCGGCUACGGCUGCGGCUGCGGCUGCGGCGGCGGAGGAGAAGAAGGCGGGGGCGGGAGCGGAGGAGAGAGCGGGGGAGCUGCUCUUCUGCGGGGGCACGUCCUGGGACAGCCUCGGUCGGAAGAAGGGCUCUGUGGAUGGCAACUUGGUCUCGCCCACUCGGCUUCGUCCUCUCGUCGGCAUCAAUAUCCGUCUCGUCGCCUCCGGAAGCACAUCUUGUCACUGCGUGGCCUUAGAUGUCGAGGGAAGGUGCUACACGUGGGGUCGAAAUGAGAAAGGGCAGCUAGGUCAUGGAGAUACCAUUCAGCGUGAUCGACCAACAGUCGUGUCUGAACUUAAAAAGUACAAUAUUGUUAAAGCCGGUUCAGGAAGGAACCAUACUGUUUUGGUUACGGAUGAUGGAAAUUCACUUGCUUUCGGCUUGAAUAAACAUGGACAGCUGGGAUCUGGUUCUGUGCGAAAUGAAAUUGAAGCAUCCCCUGUUCGUUGUCUUGUGACUGAGGUUAAAACUACUGCUUGUGGGGCGGAUUUCACUGUUUGGUUAUCUUCUGUAGAAGGAGCUUCUAUAUUAACUGCAGGCCUUCCCCAAUAUGGUCAACUUGGACAUGGAACUGACAAUGAGUAUAAUACUAAAGAUAGCUCUGUGAAAUUGGCUUAUGAAGCCCAACCGCGCCCAAAGGCAAUAGUCGCUCUGGCUGGGGAAAAGAUUGUCAAAGUCGCUUGUGGAACAAACCACACAGUGGCUGUAGACUCAAAAGGCUAUGUUUACACGUGGGGCUUUGGUGGUUAUGGCAGGCUUGGGCACAGAGAGCAGAAGGAUGAGUGGCUCCCUCGUCGUGUUGAUAUUUUCCAGAAGCAUAAUGUCUUGCCUCCUGAUGCUGUAAUUUCUGCGGGUUCUGUUAAUUCAGCUUGUACUGCAGGUGGAGGACAGUUAUAUAUGUGGGGAAAAAUAAAGAAUACGGGUGAUGAUUGGAUGUAUCCUAAACCACUUAUGGAUUUGAGUGGUUGGAAUAUACGCUGCAUGGAUUCUGGUAAUAUGCAUUACUUUGUCGGUGCUGAUGCAUCCUGCAUAAGUUGGGGCCAUGCUCAAUAUGGAGAGCUUGGAUAUGGCCCCAACGGACAGAAAUCUUCUGCUGUUCCCAAGAAGGUGGACAUACUGGAGGGAAUGCACGUCAUUGGCGUUGCAUGUGGUAUGGGCCAUUCAAUGGUUAUAGUUGAUCGAGCAAACAUCAGCGAUCGUCUGGAUGAGCUGGACAUAUAUGAUGGCAAAGCUGCUGCUGAAGGAAGUGAGGAACCCGAGAAUAAAACAGCACUAGCCAAGCAGACCAGCAGUAAAAGAGCUGCUAAAGCGACUGGCAAGAGGAACAAGUCAAAAAAAGAAGACUCAGCCUCUGAAGAUGAAGCUGAGGCUGAUGAUUAUUCUGAUGAUAGUGAUCAGGAGAAUGGUCGGAGCAAUCCAAAACGUCGACGCGGUGGGAAGGCUCCUAGUAGAGGUCGCGGUGGGGCUAAAACUGGGGGAAAAAGUGCUGGGAGGAGUCGAGCGAAAUCAGGAGCAAAACCAGGAAAGCGGGGCAGGCCUAGGAAAUUGUAAGCCGUGCACUCCAUUUUAGCAAAGUGGCUGUUUUUGUCUCUCAUUCAUGAGAGAGGUGUGCUAUUCUUUUCUAGCUUUGGCCAAGUACUUGCAUUCUUGUUUAUUUAUCCAUCGGCAAUCUGCUAUUUGCUUACUGGAGAGAAUCGAGUCCCAGAUGAUCAAUUAUUCCUCGCGAGGGUCGAGAAUGUGAAAGACCUGUGCUGAUUUUGAGCAAAUAGUCAUAACACAAUACUUUCUUUAAGGAAAUUUUACACUUUGGCUGC
Messenger RNA from Syzygium oleosum, 2214 nucleotides. RefSeq lists its product as uncharacterized. Bases 356 to 1951 code for a protein of 531 amino acids. The transcript has 16 exons. Lineage: Eukaryota; Viridiplantae; Streptophyta; Magnoliopsida; Myrtales; Myrtaceae. The record is from RefSeq and is a predicted model, not a curated record.